Messenger RNA from Oryzias latipes (Japanese medaka), 2480 nucleotides. Lineage: Eukaryota; Metazoa; Chordata; Actinopteri; Beloniformes; Adrianichthyidae. The record is from RefSeq and is a predicted model, not a curated record.
AAAAAGGAGUAAAGUUAGAACAAGGUCUUUAUGUCAGCACAGAAGGAAAACCUAUUUUACCAAAAUCCAUGUACAAAUGGGUAGCAAUUUUGAGUCAUGGGCCUUGCCAUGAUUCAACAGGGGGGAGGAUGAACUUAUUAGAGAAAUAUUAAACAACUUAUGGAUUUAUGCUCUAUAAACUCUAUAAAAAAAUUUUUUUGUAAACAAUGUGUUACAUGUAUGCAUCAUAAUCCCCAAGGCAAUGUUAAAUUUAAGAGAGGAAGAUUUUCUGAACCACCUUUUCCUUUCCAUACAAUCCUUAUGGAUUUUAUUGAAUUGAAUAAAAGCAAAGGAUUGAAAUAUUGUUUAGUGAUUAUUAAUGCAUUUUUCAAAUGGGUUGAAAUUUUUCCAUGUGCAACACAAGAUGCUAUUACAGUAGCUAAAGGUAUUUGUAAAAGAAUAAUCCCAACUUUUGGCAUACCACAAGUGAUAAGAAGUGAUAAUGGUACACAUUUUGUAAAUCAAGUGAUAGACAAAAUGGCUCAACAUCUUUGUAUUGAUUUAAAGAGACAUUGUAGUUAUCACCCACAGAGUGCAGGAUUAGUUGAGAGAACUAAUGGCACUAUCAAAUCAAAGUUAAAGAAAUGCAUGGAAGAGACAAACAGACAGUAGCCUGACUGCAUAGACUUAGUUCAGCUAAGCAUGCGUAUCACAGGCACAGCAGGUCAACCUUUAACGCCUUUUGAAAUGUUGUAUGGACGUUCUUAUAGGUUACCAGACCUUGAUCCUACACAGCAACAUUCUCCAGAUGAUGAUGCAAAUUUAGUGGAUUAUUUGAGAAAAAUGUUUACCACUAAAGAUGUGCAAAGGACAAAUCAAGUGCCAGAUUCCUUUUUAUCUCCACAGGACACUUCACCAGUGCAGGUUGGUGACUGGGUGUUUGUGAAGGCCAUAAAAAGGAAGUGUUGGUCCAGCCCACGGUGGGAAGGGACAUUCCAAGUCCUGCUGACUACACCAACAGCUGUAAAGAUUGCUGAAAGGACGUUUUGGAUCCACCUGUCACACUGCAAGAAAAAGCAUCUGGGUGAGGCUAAUUCCAACUGCUAGGUGGGGAAGUCUGACUACAAAGGGAGGCAGCUGUAUAGAAGCUGCUUGUCUCAAAGUCAGCGAAGCAGGGGAAUCCACCUAGUUUUAGGGAAGAAAGCACACCAGAUCUCUUUUGCACUACACGGAUCCUACACUGUUAGAGGACUUGAGGAGGUGAUGUGCUAGUAACCUCUCCCUCCCGAAGAUAGGCACAUAUCCACCAUGGCGUGUCCAACUGGGCUAAGAGACAGUUUAUUUUGUUUACUGUUCCUGCUAUUCCUGACAGGAGCCACCACAAGGAUUUGGUUCUUUUGGAAUCAUUAUCCACCUGCAAGAAGAACCACCAACGAGGACAGACUAAACAUUUCUCGACGAUGGCUGAGUAUUGAUGAACAUGAUGUUUUGAAUAGUUCAAAAAUGAACAUAACUCACCUGUAUAUGACAAAUUCUUGGUAUAGGUAUGUUAUGUUACUGGCUAAAGAAAGGAAUAGAUCUGAUUGCUAUGUUUGUUCUGUAAUUCCAGCUUCAUCCCUACAUCCUAAUUUGCAGGCAAAGCAAUUUUCUGCGUGGAAAAACGACUGUGUUUUUGAAUAUAGUACCAGAGGGUAUAUUAGUACUGGAGCCGUUACCACUUCAAAUGGUACUCUUGUAAGACCGAGUUGUAAGAGUUUGUAUCAGUUUAAAAAACUGAAAUUGACAAAAUCAUUAGCUCCAUAUGCUAGUGUGGAACCAGGAACUGUGUUUCCACAUUGUGUAACUAACAAUGGCACAGAAUUUUUAGGAACUUUGCCGACGAAGAUGUGUCAUGAACUUCUUGUUCCCUUCACAGUCCAGAUAAUCAAUGACAGAGUUUCCCAUGGUUAUGCAGUUCCCUGCCCUGGAGGACGUUGUGUUGGAUCUAAUCCAGAUUUAAUUCCAGGUAACAAUGGUACUUAUGUGGUUCAUCAAAUGUUUUGGUUAUGUGGGCAGGCCCUCUACCUCAGUCUGCCUAGAGACUGGAGUGGGAUUUGUGUUUCUGUAAAGGUCACAGGUCACACUUUCAUAGUUUCUGCAGUCCAUGAGCCUCACCUGCGUCACAGACGUAACCUUAGUGAUGUCAAGCCACAUGAUUCCAUUUGGGGAUCAGAUGUACCUGAAGACCAUGAACACUGGAAUACUGGGGAAAAGGUAACUAUGGCAUUGUUUCCCUGAGUGGGAAAUGCUACAAACGCUCUCAGAAUUGAGACCAUUGAUUAUUGAUUAGGUUUAUUUUUGAACGCUACAAUUAAAGCAUUUAAAGGCUAUAAUGAAGAAAUGUCAAGCAUGAAACUUAUGGUUCUACAGAACAGAUUGGUUUUGGACUUAUUGGUUGCUCAGGAGGGAGGUGUUUGUAAAAUGUUAAAUGACAACUGUUGUACAUUUAUUCCUGACAACAC